AUGGAAGCUCUCAAACAUCACGUUGUCUAUCUCGAGGCGGGUUCCCUUCCCCCUCGCGAGUUGCAAUUCCCUCACACCAAGACGGCCCAUGCUCAAACUUUGCCUCAUCAGGUUGCGGAGCGCAUCAAGGAUGCGACUAUCGUGAUCACCUCGGUGGUGCCGAUAACGAAGGAAGAUCUCAGCCAGGCGCCACUCCUCGAGUGUGUCUCCAUCACAGCGACUGGGUGUGAAUGGCUGGACCGAGAGGCAUUUGCCAGCCGUGGAGUCACCGUGGUGAAUUGCCCACAAAGCAAUGUCGAGGCGGUGGGGGAGCAUUUCCUCGCACUUUACUUUUCAUCCCGCAAGAAGAUUGUGGAGAUACAUGGCGCUGUCACCGGGCGGAGUCGGGAAUGGGUGAAGAGCAGGGGUCUCAUGUCGCGGUGGAAGCAAGGUCCUCCGUUGAGCUGCCGAGAAGAGACACUGGGAAUCAUCGGGUAUGGUGGUCUGGGGAGCAAUAUCAAAAAGCUAGCUACGGCUGUUGGUUUUGGCGAGGUGAUUAUCGCUGAGCGAAAGGGGGCGAGCACGGCACGAGAGGGAAGAGUGUUGUUCGAGGACAUGAUCAAGCGUGCCACAACCAUCGUGGUUUGCUGCCCAAAGGAUGCAUCAACCACAGGUCUGAUCUCCGAGCCCGAGUUCUCAAUGAUGAAGCCCGAGGCUCUCCUUAUCAAUAUAUCACGGGGUGGUGUGGUUUGUGAGAAGGCGCUGGCACAGGCCCUGCGUAAUGAAAUCAUCUUUGGAGCCGCCACAGACGUGCUGGAGACAGAGCCUGGCGGCCGAGGCACAACUCCUCUGAUUCCCGACUCUGAUGAUCCGAGUCAGGCUAUACCAAAUUUGACUAUCACGAGCCAUCUUGCUUGGUUUUCUCAGACAACAAUAGACAACCUCUACCGGAUGCUCAAGGAAGGAGUAGAGGGAUUUGUGGCCGGGAGUAUUCUAGACGACCAGACGAAGCGGUUGGUUGUGACUCAUAAAGGCCAAAUCUUCAAGUAA
Messenger RNA from Clonostachys byssicola, 1029 nucleotides. NCBI's taxonomy places the organism in Eukaryota, Fungi, Ascomycota, Sordariomycetes, Hypocreales, Bionectriaceae. The record is from the annotation of a GenBank genome assembly.